UAAUUGAGGAAUGAUUGAUUGAGGAUGGACUAAUAUUAGAUAUAUCGUCAAAUAUUGAUUUAGUCUUUACAACUUAUUUUAGGAAAAGAAGAGACAAAUAGAGAAAAGGGUGUUUCUUUGUAAAAACAUUAGCAGGAGCUAUCGCUAGCCAGGUACCCGGGGGAGGAAACGUUACCUUGUCAACUAGAGACAACUAAAACGGCUGUAUCUAUUAUCAGCCGAUGCAGCUGGAGAAGAUAAUUUUCACGUUGCGUCCCUACAGUUUGGGCGUAUAAUCUGAGACUGGAACUCGACCGUAUUGUUGUCUGUUUCAGCAGGGCAAGUCGCAGAAAUGUCACUGUCGACCGAGACACGUUCUGGAUUGAAUCCGGGUCAUAGACUCAAAUGCGAAACCAUCUGUGUGGUACCAGACCUUUCUUCUGUUCUCCUGGAAGAUGACUUUGACCAUAACAAAUCAUUCCCACACACUCGGAGACCAAUGUACAACAGGCAACAUUUGGCGCUGCAGCGUCGUUAUUGUCCGGGUUCUUUGACAGGAGAACAUUUGGAUGUGUUCAGUUCUAACUCUGCACAAAAUCAUCAGAAAUGCAGUCUGCAUCGGGCCUCCCUAGUUUCUUCCAUCUGUCUGCCACAUCGAUCUUCUCCUUUGGAGUCAGAGGAAAGCCUUUUCUCUCAACUGUCAGGAAAGUUUGGCCUAAAGGAAUCUCCAUCGGUCCUCAACCCAAACAAAGUCAUUCUCACAAUUGACCAAAAGUCCAGAGAGAUUCUGUCCGUGAAUGAGCAGGCCUGCAGGCUGUUCGAGUACACCACUGAUGAGCUGGUUGGAAAAAAGUUGGAUUUUUUCAUAAAGAAAACCAGUCAGGUCCUGGAACAAGCUUUAGAAGAGGAUUUUCUGCUUGGUGAUGGAACAGUUUCAGCCAUGUGUGGAAAAGUGGUGGAUGUUUUGACUCUCUCUGGAGAAGUGCCAGUGUCUGUGUGUACACACAAACCGUCGCAAGUGGAAGAUGAAUGUCUUGUUAUUAUGGAAAAUGUGGAACGCUUGUCAGCCUUCAUCUCCUUUUCACAGGAUGGCAUCAUCCUCAGCUGUGACUUGACAUUUGCCCAUCUCCAUGGAUAUCAACAUCCUGAUGAGAUAAAAGGAGUUUCCGUGAAGAAACUAAUCCCAUCUUUGCAAAUACCUCUUCAUGCCGCUCAUGCCUGGCCUAAGAUGCUACGGGUACAGAGACAGUGCGGUAAAGCCAGAAGUGGUGCGUUGGUCCCUCUAUGUAUCAAACUUCAGGGAGCAGUUCUAUGCGGAAAACUUCAAAACCUAAACGACGAGACCCAAUGCACAUACUCAACAGCCUGUCUGAAAAACGUUUCACAAGAGCAGCAGUCUUUCUCCCCUCAUUCCUUCCCUGUUUGCAAAACAGAGUUAAACUGUGAGCAACAUAAUGGAAAAGAUCAGCCUUCAGCCCUGGACAACAGUGCUAGCCCCUUGAGCCCAUCAUUGGAAUACUCUGGUACAGUUUGGGUGUUUGCCCCGUUGGGUGGCCUCCUCCUACUUUGCCCCAAUGGUGUCAUCUCCAGCAUCCACAACCACCUGGCUCUCCGUUUGUUUGGCUACAGCAAACAUGAGUUGGAAGGAAAAAGCGUUGCCUUCUUGAUGCCUGGUUUCUAUGAAUCCAUGAGGGACUCGGUCAGGAAUGCGUGUCCAUUCCCCAAUUCUCGAGUAGAGGCUGCUAAAAGUACAGCCUUGUCCAAAAUGUCAGGGAAAACUGAUCCAUCCUCACUUAUAGCUGGAGAUAUGGCCAUGGUUCAACAAGCUGUCCUGGACAGAACUCUGACAGGAAGAGGCAAGAUCUUCACUGGCACCAGUACCAGACUGGACAAACAGGGCAGCGCAUUGUCAACACUUUCACUUCCUGCAGUCACAUCCACACGUGUUGUCACUGCUGACGACACCUCCGAGCUGAUGGCAGAGGCAGCCCAGGUUGCUCCUUGUUGCAGCCAUCUAGAAACCACAGGAAGCACUCAGGCGCUCCUGAAGACAUUUGCAUGGGUGGAACCUCCAGGAGACGACACCUGCUGCCCCACUGUCUAUGAACCAGGGCAAAAAGACCCUAAACAGCAGCUCUGUAAUGGAACACAGAAGAGCAAUAAACCCCCAAACCCCGUCAACAUUGAUGUCAUCACAGAAAAUCAGAGAGGACAUGCUGUUUGUGGGCAGGAUGGCCCCUCCCCUGAAAGAGAUAAAUGCCCAAAAUCAUGUGCCUCUGUCCUGCAAGACUCGAGCUUUGAGGUCAUUUCAAUGGAAAGCAGGUCUUCCUCUGGUUUCUGUGAAAGGUUUGCUGGUCAUGGUGUAUCUGACCCAGGUCAGGGAGGGUCUUGCGCAGCUCGGUACACGGACGACUCGGCGAGCUGCUUCCUGGACAUCAAUAGCAACGGAGACCUUGUAACGAGGGCACUGGCAGAGCUGGACCUGAGCAGUAGUGUGGAGCUGCUCAGUGGUGUAGUUUACAAUGAUGCCAAUCAACACUCAACAGAGAUCCUGCAAACACCUUCUCCAUGCCGGGUCAGUUUUGACCAAAAUGCAGAGCCAGUUGAAGCUAAAGAUGCUGCUGUUGAGGACAGAAAUGAUUUAGGUGAAGAACGGCAAAAGACCCGGGCGAACAGGACCCCUGGGGAGGAAAGAGGGGGGAGUUCUGUGGAGGAGUUCUGUGUUCAGAUUAAUGGCAGAAUUCAGACGCUGUCUGAAACUCCUACAACGUCGACACCUAAAAGACAGAACAGGCAAAAACUACCCUCUGACAGAGCAGAGAUACAUGAGGGAAGAUUCAAAGGAAAUGCCUACCACAGAGAUGGCACCAGAGUGGAUGUGCAGUUUGAUGUUUGUAAAGCUAAGCUUGAAGACAGCAGCUCUAUGUUCUGUGUUUGGAUAAGUAGACCUGGUCCACAGACAGAGUCACUGCUGCACAGCCAAUCAGAUGCCAGUCUAGGAGAGAGAAUUUGUGAGGCCAGUCAUGGUGAGGCUUUACGGUCCACUUUGGACUUGGACCAAUCUCGAGCCUGUGAUGGACAGUUUGAAGAAGAUUACCAGCCUAUCAAAGCUGUGGGUAAAGGAGCCUUCGGUUUUGUCUGGAAAGCAGUACGGCGUUGUGAUGGACAAGAAGUGGUAGUGAAGUUCAUCAGUAAAGCCAGGAUAGUGAGCGACUGCUGGGUGGAUGAUCCCAUGUUGGGAAGAGUCAGCCAAGAGAUUGCCAUACUGACAAGAGUACAGCACCACAAUAUUGUUAAGGUUCUCGAAGUGUUUGAGAAUGGAAGUUACUUCCAGAUGGUGAUGGAGAAACAUGGUGACGGUUUGGACCUUUUUGAGUUUAUUGACAUGCAGCCCAGACUGGACGAGCCUCUGGCCAGCUACAUCUUCAGACAGUUGGUAGCCGCUGUCUUCUAUCUAAGGACUAAGAACAUCCUUCACAGGGACAUUAAAGAUGAGAACAUUAUCAUCGACAAGUGUUUUCACAUUCGACUUAUAGACUUUGGCUCUGCGGCAAUGAUGGCUCCCAGGAAACUUUUUUAUAAUUUCUGCGGCACACUUGAGUACUGCUCACCAGAGGUGCUUCAGGGAAAUCCCUAUGAGGGUCCAGAACUGGAGCUGUGGUCUCUGGGAGUUUUGCUCUACACACUGCUCUUCAGCGAGAACCCCUUCUGUGAUGUGGGGGAAAUCUUGACGGCCAAACUCAAAACACCAUUUCCUCUCUCUCCAGAUCUCAGUGACAUGUUAUAUGGAAUGCUCAACCCCGAUCCGGUUCAGAGGAUGACCCUAGAUCAGCUGCUGCUCCAGCCCUGGAUCAGUCAGCCCAUAUCUCUGGCAGAGUACAGCUGGGCAGAGGUGCUUCCUGCAACACAGAGUUUAUGCUCACCACAGCAGCAGGAACCAAGCCCUGAUGUUUAUAAAAGACAAGCCUUGUUCCCAGAUCAUGGUGACGAGACUCUGCCUGAUGAUGAAGAGGAAGACGAAGAUGAGGAUGAGAGGUUGUCCAGGGCUGCCCUGGAGAUGGAACUUCAGAAGUAUCUCCAUGACGACUAAAGUCCAGAAUCAAAUUUUAGCAUUUGAUCUGCGGUAGUGCAAAAUUGACAUAAAAAGCCAAAUUAGGUUGAGAUGAAGCUUUUUGUACACGAUGUGCCUUUGUCUUUAUGAAGUAUACACUCAUUGUUUUAAUAAGAAUUAUCCCUUACUGUUAUGUUAUUUGUCUAGCUGCUACAAUGUCAGAAACUAUUUUCAGUAACUAAAUUUUCAGUGCAAUAUGGGCACACAUAAUAUAGCACUAUAUUUUCCCUUUAUUAUUUGUUUUUAAAUCUUUCCAUUUAUUUAUUUUUUUCACAUUGACAACAACCUAAGCCUGACAAUGGUUUCUAGUAAUCCAGAAUAACUAUCCUUAACAGUGUGACCUCCAACUUGUCUCCUUUUUUGUAGACAGAUCUUUCUAUCAUUUUGACGAAUAUAUUUACUGUUACAUAUUUUAAUCAUUUAUGUUCAAAGUUUGUAAGUAUCUUUACAAUAUUUUAACUAUUUUUAUACAUCAAUAAAU
Cynoglossus semilaevis (tongue sole) is the source of this 4571-nucleotide messenger RNA. RefSeq names its product PAS domain containing serine/threonine kinase (gene pask). NCBI's taxonomy places the organism in Eukaryota, Metazoa, Chordata, Actinopteri, Pleuronectiformes, Cynoglossidae. Gene Ontology annotation, cellular component: cytoplasm; cytosol; nucleus. The record is from RefSeq and is a predicted model, not a curated record. Gene Ontology annotation, molecular function: protein serine/threonine kinase activity; ATP binding. Gene Ontology annotation, biological process: intracellular signal transduction; protein phosphorylation; negative regulation of glycogen biosynthetic process.